Messenger RNA from Mirounga angustirostris (Northern elephant seal), 2676 nucleotides. It is a transcript of the gene GPS2, whose product is annotated as G protein pathway suppressor 2. The transcript has 10 exons. Bases 201 to 1454 code for a protein of 417 amino acids. NCBI's taxonomy places the organism in Eukaryota, Metazoa, Chordata, Mammalia, Carnivora, Phocidae. Gene Ontology annotation, biological process: regulation of transcription by RNA polymerase II. Gene Ontology annotation, molecular function: transcription coregulator activity. Gene Ontology annotation, cellular component: transcription regulator complex. The record is from RefSeq and is a predicted model, not a curated record.
GCGGCCGCUUCCGCCCUUCCCUGCGCGCGACCCGCGAGGCCGCCCCGGCUCCGGAAGUAGUCGGCCCGGCGGCCGGAAGUGACGCGCGGCCGCGGCGCGGAGGAGCCGCGGAGAAAGCGCAGCGAAGGCGGGCCCGGUCCGAGGUCUGGCAGUCCGUGGCAGAGCCGGGCGCCCACGGCCCGAGCGCCCCCGGCAGCACCAUGCCCGCGCUCCUGGAGCGCCCCAAGCUUUCCAACGCCAUGGCCCGCGCGUUGCACCGGCACAUCAUGAUGGAGCGGGAGCGCAAGCGGCAGGAGGAGGAAGAGGUGGACAAGAUGAUGGAACAGAAGAUGAAAGAAGAGCAAGAGAGGAGGAAGAAGAAGGAGAUGGAGGAGAGAAUGUCCCUGGAGGAGACCAAGGAACAAAUCCUGAAGUUGCAGGAGAAGCUGUUGGCCCUACAGGAAGAGAAGCACCAGCUCUUCCUGCAGCUCAAGAAAGUUCUACAUGAAGAAGAGAAACGGAGGCGAAAGGAGCAGAGUGACCUGACCACUCUGACGUCAGCCGCGUACCCGCAGAGCCUGACGGUUCACACAGGAACUCACCUCCUCAGCAUGCAGGGGAGCCCCGGAGGACACAGUCGCCCAGGAACUCUCAUGGCGGCCGACAGGGCCAAACAGAUGUUCGGACCCCAAGUGCUUACAUGGACGGCACCAGUGAGCGCUCUCCUCCCUCCAGACGCGGCACUAUGUGGGCUCGGCAGCUGCUUUCGCAGGGACCCCAGAGCACGGUCAAUUCCAAGGCAGCCCUGGCGGGGCCUAUGGGACCGCUCAGCCCCCACCCCACUACGGACCCACGCAGCCGGCCUACAGCCCCGGUCAGCAGCUCAGAGCACCUUCGGCGUUCCCGGCGGUGCAGUACCUGUCUCAGCCGCAGCCCCAGCCCUACGCGGUGCACGGCCACUUCCAGCCCACCCAGACAGGCUUCCUCCAGCCUGGCGGUGCCCUGUCCUUACAGAAGCAGAUGGAACACGCCAACCCGCAGACCGGUUUCUCCGACUCAGUGAGUAUGGAGUCUUGGCAGGUCAAGGGCAGCGCUCUGCCAAGGGGCGCCCCGGGCUGCCUCAGGUCCUGACUCUCUUCUCCGCAGUCCUCCCUGCGCCCCAUGCAUCCCCAAGCUCUGCAUCCAGCCCCCGGACUCCUUGCCUCUCCCCAGCUCCCUGUGCAGAUGCAACCGGCAGGGAAGUCGGGCUUUGCAGCUCCCAGCCAGCCUGGCCCUCGGCUCCCCUUCAUCCAGCACAGCCAGAAUCCGCGGUUCUACCACAAGUGAUCGUCAGAUUUUAUCUUCAAGCUCACACCCAAACCCCGCCACGGGUGAGGGCCCCUGGUGUGUCCCAGUCCAAUAAAAUCUACCUGCCACCGCCCCCAGCUGCUGUGUCACCUCUCUCCGGGCCCAGGCCAGGGCUGCAUGGAGGGUGAGGAGUGGUGGGCAGGUCACAGGAGGACGGUGGGUGGGUAACGAACUCAGCAGCAGAGUUCAGUGCCAUGGUUUCCAGCUUUACGUUCUAGUCAGCAAACACCCAUUUAAUUCAAAGAAGCAACUGAGUUGGGGCCUUCAUAUUAAACUUCUGGUUUUAUUCAGGUUUGAUUUUAACAAAUGUGUCGGGGAGAGAGCCCACAGGGAAGGGUGAAGCCCAUGGGGGCAGGGCCCUCCCAGGUGCCUAAGGAGGGGGCAGGUCCCCUCCCCUCUCCUCCUCUUCCCUCCCCAGGUAAAGGUAUUUGGGGAGAGACAUAGGCAGGGGAGGGGGCUGGUCCCCCGUCUGUGGGGUGGUACUUGGGGUAAAGGGCCAUGGGAAACAAGGGACCAGAGCAGGGAUGAGUGGGGGUAGGGCACAAGGACCAUUUACCAGAAUCCACAGCUUUCUGAUUCCAGAUUGAAUUUAAAAAAAAAACAAAAACAAAAACAAAAAAACCCAAAACCAACCCACUAAACCACAAGCAGCACCCGCCCCCUCUCCCCUACCAGGGCUGUAGUGCAGGGGGAGAGAACAGGAGGGCAGCUUCGCCAAGGCCGGGGGGUCACUCGCUCCUGGCCGAGGGAGCAGGAGGAAGGGCAGGGGCUCCCCGACAGAUUGAGGGUGUGUGGGGGAAACCAAAAUAAAACGUCAAAUAAAUCGUGGAGGAGGAGGAGUCCAGCCAAGGGCCCACCGGAGCUGGGCCAGGCUGGGGGAGGGGGGCCUCUGCAGUCUCGAGGAUCACCGCUGCCACCCUGGGGAGGGGGGGGGGGGGAGAGAGCAGGUCAGGCAGGACGACACCGUCCCCAGGAAGGAAGCCCAGACGGUCAGGGCUCGAGCAGGUUUUCGGUGGGGAUGACAAAACGUGGGCCGGGCCAGGGGAGUGGGUCACCUUCACCUGGGAGCCAGUUAUUUUGCCAUGGCCUUGAUUGCAACAGCUGCCUCCUCUGUCAUGGCAGACAGCACCGUGAUCUGCGGGCGCAAAGGGGGGAGUCAGAGGGGAGCUCCGGGGCAGAGGGUGCAGCUGGGCCCGAGGCGGGGGGCAGCGUACCAGGAUCUCUUCUCCACAGUCAUACUUCUGCUCAAUCUCCUUGCCGAGGUCUCCCUCGGGCAGACGAAGGUCCUCUCGCACCUCCCCGCUAUCCUGGAGCAGUGAUAGAUACCCAUCCUGGAUGCCGAUCAGCUGG